GAUCGUUCAUUGAAGAAAUGGACUGGGAUAAGUUUGACAUGAACCCUAGAGUGAUUGCAGCUAUUAAAAAAGCAAAUAUAACAUCAAUUAAAGACAUUUUCCAUCUUUCGGGAUCAGAUUUGCAAAGGUUAACAAAGCUAUCCAAGACAGAUGUACAAUAUCUACUAAGAACAAUUUCUAGUACUUUGAGAAAAAAUUCUGUUUUUACAGCACUCCAGCUAUUUCAAAACAAAGCCCCGAGCACUUCCCAAAGCCAGAAGCUGAGUCUGGGCUGCCCAGUUCUAGAUGGCUUGCUCCAAGGUGGAAUUCCCCAUACAGGAAUUACUGAAAUUGCUGGUGAAAGUUCUGCUGGGAAGACUCAGAUUGCUUUGCAGCUAUGUCUUUCUGUGCAGUAUCCAUACAGAUAUGGUGGACUAGAAUCUGGUGCAGUUUACAUUUGCACAGAAGAUGUUUUUCCUAAUAAACGUCUGCAGCAAUUGAUUGAACAGCUGCCCAUAUUGAGGAGUGAUGUUCCAUCUGAGGUGAUGCAGAAGAUAACAUUUGGAAACAGAAUAUUUGUUGAACAUGCAGCAGACUUGGACACUUUCCAUGAGUGCAUUACUAAGAGACUUAGCUUGCUGCUCUCAAGAGGCAUGGUGCGGCUAGUCAUUAUUGACUCCAUUGCUGCCUUAUUCAGAUGUGAAUUCAGUGCUACAGAUUCUCUCCUGAAAGCUAAAUAUUUACACAGAUUUGGGGCAAAACUUCAUAGAUUAAGCUGCAGGUUCCAUACCCCCAUCGUAUGCAUUAAUCAGGUAACUGAUGCAAUGAAUGAGAAGGAAAAUGCUGUUUGGAAUACUCAAAGCUGCUCAGCCAGAACUGUUGUUCCAGCACUGGGAAUAACUUGGUCUAAUCAGCUGUUGAUGAGAUUGAUGGUGUGUCGCACUGUAAACCAAGCACUGACUAGUGGAGAAACAUUGUAUGGUAGAAGUGAGCUACGAAUGUUAAGAAUUAUUUUUGCUCCUCAUUUGCCCCAGCGUUUUUGCUAUUAUACUGUAAAUUUGGAAGGUGUAAAAGGAAUAAGGAAAACCAGUCAUGAUUAUGAAAAAACGUAAAACAGGGUU
Protobothrops mucrosquamatus (brown spotted pit viper) is the source of this 1100-nucleotide messenger RNA. RefSeq names its product X-ray repair cross complementing 3 (gene XRCC3). The record is from RefSeq and is a predicted model, not a curated record. The coding region runs from base 18 to 1091 and encodes 357 amino acids. Lineage: Eukaryota; Metazoa; Chordata; Lepidosauria; Squamata; Viperidae. Gene Ontology annotation, biological process: resolution of mitotic recombination intermediates; double-strand break repair via synthesis-dependent strand annealing; telomere maintenance via recombination. The transcript is spliced from 8 exons. Gene Ontology annotation, cellular component: Rad51C-XRCC3 complex; replication fork. Gene Ontology annotation, molecular function: four-way junction DNA binding; ATP-dependent DNA damage sensor activity; ATP binding.